GUCAAUGUUUACAACUCUCACCUUCAGACUCGCAUACGAAUAGGCCUAGGUUUCAAAAUGCUGCCGCGUAGUUUGUUACGCCUGUCACUCCGUUGUGAGAUCAAACGACAAUGCAGGCGACGGUUUCACGUGGAUGAGGCGGCACCAAUAGGAACACGGCCCGAGACAUCGUCCUCGGAGUACCAGGAAAACUAUGUGAGGAUGCAGGCUCUGGUCCAAGAUUUACGGGACAAGGUCUCCACUGUAAUGCAAGGAGGAGGGCCGAAAGCUGUAGAGAGACAUUUAUCUCGUGACAAAAUGCUUCCACGUGACAGAAUUAACACCCUUCUUGAUCCUGAGUCACCAUUUCUGGAGCUAAGUCAGAUGGCUGGAUACAAACUUUAUGGGGAAGAGGAAGUACCAGCCGGUGGCAUCAUCACAGGGAUUGGUCGUGUAGCAGGAGUGGAGUGUCUGAUAGUUGCCAAUGAUCCCACAGUGAAAGGUGGUUCCUACUAUCCUGUGACUGUCACAAAACACCUCCGAGCACAGGAAAUAGCUCAACAGAAUUGUCUCCCUUGUAUAUAUUUAGUUGACUCUGGAGGAGCUAAUCUACCUCGUCAGGCAAAUGUGUUUCCAGAUCGGGAUCAUUUCGGCCGCAUCUUUUUCAACCAAGCCAGAAUGUCCUCCAUGAGAAUUCCACAGGUGGCUGUAGUGCUGGGUAGCUGUACUGCGGGCGGGGCCUAUGUACCAGCUAUGGCAGACGAGAGUGUCAUUGUCCGUAAAAAAGGCACCAUCUUCCUAGGAGGCCCUCCACUGGUGCGGGCUGCUACAGGGGAACAGGUGUCUGCAGAGGAUCUAGGUGGGGCUGACCUUCACUGUAGUAAAUCUGGAGUAACUGACCACUACGCUCAGAAUGACCAGCACGCCCUACACAUAGCUCGGCGUAUCAUCAAAAACAUCAACUACAAAAAGGACCCGGGGGUGACGGUGGAGCCUCCAGAGGACCCAGUACAUCCCCUGGAUGAGUUGUAUGGAAUUGUUGGUGACAACCUAAAGAAAACAUUUGAUAUAAGAGAGGUGAUUGCCCGUGUAGUUGAUGGAAGCAGGUUCGACGAGUUUAAGGCCAUGUAUGGCGAAACUCUUGUCACAGGAUUUGCCCGUCUGUGGGGUUACCCAGUGGGGAUCAUAGGCAAUAAUGGAGUGCUCUUCUCUGAGUCUGCUCUCAAGGGUACCCACUUCAUUGAACUGUGCUGUCAACGCAACAUUCCGCUCAUUUUUCUACAGAACAUUACGGGUUUCAUGGUUGGUCGAGAAGCUGAGGCAGGAGGUAUAGCCAAGAAUGGUGCUAAGAUGGUGACUGCUGUGGCCUGCGCCAAAGUUCCAAAGUUCACUGUCAUUGUUGGUGGGUCCUAUGGGGCAGGCAAUUAUGGGAUGUGUGGAAGAGCAUAUGGGCCCCGAUUUCUGUACAUGUGGCCGAACUCUAGGAUUUCUGUGAUGGGAGGAGAACAGGCAGCCAAUGUUCUGGCUCAGAUAACAAGAGAACAACGACAGCGCGAGGGCAAAGAGUGGUCUGAGGAGGAAGAACAGGCAUUAAAGGCUCCAGUCAUUCGGAAGUAUGAAAAAGAAGGUCACCCUUACUUCUCUAGUGCCAGGUUAUGGGAUGACGGAGUGAUAGAUCCGGUAGACACACGCACUGUUCUAGGACUCAGUAUUAGUGCCUCCCUAAAUGCACCUCAGGAGAAGACUAGGUUUGGUGUGUUCAGGAUGUGAAACUGGCACCCAGAAGUAACAAUUAUAUAUCAGCAAAGCAUGUGUCCUUAAAAAUUCAAUUUUCUACUGUUCAAUAUAUACUUGGCAUAAAACAGGAGAUAUUGUAAGAAAUCAUGCCAUUUGCUGUUUUUAAACUGUGUGUGAAGAGUGUGAUAGGUCCUAGGGAACCGUUUGAAGGAGACUUGACCGAAGUGAUUCAAUAACAGGUUCGAGAAUUUGAGCUGUGGACUGUGAGCAUGUCAUCAAGAUUUACUGCUGAAUGAAGUUUCCUGACUAGAAAGUAAUUUGAAAAGUGACUUAUUGUAUUGAUCUGGAAAUCAUGAUUAAAAAUUUGCUAUUUAUACAAGAACAUAAGGAUAUAUAAUAAUUAAAACACCCAGUGAGCUGUUGUAUCUCUUCUUUUAUUUAACAGUGAUAUAUCUCCAAAUUUGAUUUUGCGCUUUAUUACAGGUUCUGUGAUUGGUUAAUAAUAGUACAUGUGACCCAAAACACAGCUGUUAAUAUUAGUAUGAACGACUGUAUUUCCAAAUCCCCAUUUUCAGUGAGCAAUUUAAUUGUCGUUCGAGUUGUCUCAUCACAUAAACUAAACUUGCCAUGAAAAAAAUUGCAAGAUCUAAGUUGUUUAUCAUUAUUUUUUGAUUAUUAGCUCACCUGGUCCGAAGGGGUCAAUUUGGCUAUAUUGCUUUAAGUGAC
Molecule: messenger RNA, 2442 nt
Organism: Mizuhopecten yessoensis (Yesso scallop)
Lineage: Eukaryota; Metazoa; Mollusca; Bivalvia; Pectinida; Pectinidae
Product: methylcrotonoyl-CoA carboxylase beta chain, mitochondrial-like
Exons: 17
Coding region: 58-1749 (563 amino acids)
Biological process (GO): L-leucine catabolic process
Cellular component (GO): methylcrotonoyl-CoA carboxylase complex; mitochondrion
Molecular function (GO): methylcrotonoyl-CoA carboxylase activity
Source: RefSeq, a predicted model, not a curated record